UGAAGGGGGGCGCGGCGGCGCGGCGAGGGCUCGGCGGGCCAUUGGCUCCCGGCAGCGGCCAAGGCAGCUUGGGGACCAGAAGAGCUAGCGGGGCCCGCGGGCCGGGCCGGGACGAGCUGGGCUGCAGCCAUGGAGGACCAGAGGGAGGCUCUGCGGAAGAUCAUCACCACGCUGGCUGUGAAGAAUGAAGAGAUUCAGAGUUUUAUCUACUCCCUCAAGCAGAUGCUGCUGAACAUGGAGGCGAACUCGGCCAAGGUGCAGGAGGACCUGGAGGCGGAGUUCCAGUCCCUUUUCUCCCUCCUGGAGGAGCUGAAGGAGGGGAUGCUCAUGAAGAUAAAACAGGACCGUGCCAGCCGAACCUACGAGCUGCAGAACCAGCUGGCUGCCUGCACGCGGGCCCUGGAGAGCUCUGAGGAGCUUCUGGAGACGGCCAACCAGACCCUGCAGGCCACAGACAGCGAAGACUUUCCUCAGGCUGCCAAGCAACUCAAAGAUGGUGUGACCAUGGCCCCUGCCUUCCGGCUGUCACUGAAAGCCAAGGUCAGCGACAACAUGAGUCACCUCAUGGUGGACUUUGCCCAGGAGAGGAGGAUGCUACAGGCACUCAAGUUCCUGCCGGUCCCCAGUGCCCCUGUGAUCGACCUGGCCGAGACUCUGGUGGCAGACAACUGUGUGACGCUGGUGUGGCGCAUGCCGGAGGAGGACAGCAAGAUCGACCACUACGUGCUGGAGUACCGGCGGACAAACUUCGAGGGCCCGCCCCGCCUCAAGGAGGACCAGCCCUGGAUGGUUGUGGAGGGCAUCCGGCAGACGGAGUACACCCUGACCGGCCUCAAGUUUGACAUGAAAUACAUGAAUUUCCGCGUGAAGGCCUGCAAUAAGGCAGUUGCAGGCGAGUUCUCCGAGCCAGUGACUCUGGAGACACCAGCGUUCAUGUUCCGCCUGGAUGCGUCCACAUCCCACCAGAACCUCCGGGUGGAUGAUCUCUCCGUGGAGUGGGACGCCAUGGGCGGGAAGGUGCAGGACAUCAAAGCUCGAGAGAAAGACGGCAAGGGGCGGACGGCAUCUCCCGUCAACUCCCCGGCCAGGGGUACUCCAUCUCCCAAGAGGAUACCCUCAGGUCGUGGGGGACGGGAUCGCUUCACAGCUGAGUCCUACACGGUGCUAGGGGACACGUUGAUCGACGGCGGGGAACAUUACUGGGAGGUGCACUACGAGCCAGACAGCAAGGCAUUCGGCGUGGGGGUGGCCUACCGCAGCCUGGGCCGCUUCGAGCAGCUAGGCAAGACCGCGGCGUCCUGGUGCCUGCACAUCAACAACUGGCUGCAGGUCAGCUUCACCGCCAAGCAUGCCAACAAGGCCAAGGUGCUGGAUGCCCCCGUGCCUGACUGCCUGGGCGUGCACUGCGACUUCCACCAAGGCCUCCUGUCCUUCUACAACGCCCGCACCAAACAGCUGCUGCACACCUUCAAGGCCAAGUUCACUCAGCCACUGCUGCCUGCUUUCACAGUUUGGUGUGGCAGCUUUCAGGUGACGACAGGCCUACAGGUCCCCAGCUCCGUGCGCUGCCUGCAGAAGCGAGGCAGUGCCACCAGCAGCUCCAAUACCAGCCUCACCUAGGCCAGUGCACCCAGCUGGGCUGAUUUUGGGGGCCACCACCAGGUCUCGGCUGUUUUCAGCCAGGCACCCUCUUCUCACUUGCUGCUUGGAGCCUUAACUCCUAACAGGGGUCACCAACAGGAAGCAGGAACCAGGGCAGGUCCUCCUCCCCACCUCACUUCCCAAUAAAGGUCAAACACUGGCCGGGUGUGCUGCUGGUUCUUGUAGAGGAUCUGACACUGGCUGUGCCUUGGCCCUCUCCAGACCUCA
This is a messenger RNA of Myotis myotis, 1869 nucleotides long. RefSeq names its product fibronectin type III and SPRY domain containing 1 (gene FSD1). The coding region runs from base 130 to 1620 and encodes 496 amino acids. Lineage: Eukaryota; Metazoa; Chordata; Mammalia; Chiroptera; Vespertilionidae. The transcript has 13 exons. The record is from RefSeq and is a predicted model, not a curated record. Gene Ontology annotation, molecular function: protein binding.